AUUGAUAUUUUAACAAAGGAGACAAGUAAAUUUUCUGUUUCAAAUCCUAAAUUCUAACCUUUUGAACAUUUCACUUUGGUUCUCAAGUCUUAAAUUAUGGAUUAUGAUUUGAGUAUGGCAAGCCAAAAAGCACAGAUCUUUAUCCUAAAUUGUCUCAUAGAAUCGUGUAGUAUUAAUUUUUCCUGAAGAAGACUGGGAGGCUACCCUCGCUUGUCUUCAGAGUGGGCUGAAUAAAGAGAUAAGCCACUUGAAAUAAUUGUAACCCUUGUGUUUGUGUCCGGAAUUAUUUAGGAGAGUGGCCAUAUAUUUAUCAUGUCUGUGCAGAAUUGGCCCGGUAUUCAUUUGAGCUCAACCCAUAAAUCAAUGAAUAGUGCAGUCUUGUUCUGGAUCUGACCGCUGCCAACUAUUUGCAUGAAAGGUAUCAUUUCAAGGAGGCUGUUUAUGAAUAAUUCACACGACCUAUAAAUUUCUGCAAUCAAUUCGGCGGGGAAAGGGGAGAAGGGGUUUGAACUCCGGAGGCUUUUUGAUCUGUGAAGUUUUUGUUUUAUUCAGCUAUACUUUCUUUCUGCAAUCUGUACCCAGUAGUACAGUUUCGUGCUUUCUAUCUCAGAGCCCAAAACCAAAGCCUUAUUGGAAGUCUCCGUUUCUCAACAUGUCUGGAGAAGAGGAAGAAAAUGCUGCUGAGCUCAAAAUCGGAGAUGAGUUUUUGAAGGCCAAGUGCUUAAUGAAUUGUGAAGUAGCAUUAAUUCUUGAACAUAAAUAUGAGCAGCUUCAGCAGAUGUCUGAUGAUCCAAUGAACCAAGUCUCUCAGGUAUUUGAGAAGUCACUACAGUAUGUGAAGCGCUUUAGCCGUUAUAAAAAUCCUGAUGCUGUUAGACAAGUUCGAGAAAUUCUUAGCCGGUAUCAGUUGGCUGAAUUUGAGCUAUGUGUUCUUGGCAACCUUUGCCCUGAAACUGUGGAGGAAGCUAUUGCCAUGGUGCCUUCUAUUAAGACAAAAGGACGGGCCCAUGAUGAUGAGGCAAUUGAGAAAAUGUUGAACGACUUAUCAUUGAUCAAGAAAUUCGAAUAGGGGAAGCAACUUCUUCAUGCCAUAUCAGUUUUAAAUGGGAACAGCUACUUACAUCAGAAAUCCAAAGUUCGACAUUGUUUGUGUACUUUGAUAUUAAUGCAACAUGAGAAUAUAGAUUUCAAUGCUAAUUUUUAGGCAGCUUUAACCUGCAUUAAUGCAUGAUAAAGAAAAACUUGCAUAAAUGCGUUAAAAAUUGUAUGGUGUUUUGGCAUUCAUGAAGGGGCAGAGAAGAUUGUGCUCAAAUUAACAGUUCUUUAUUUCGUGUUCAA
This is a messenger RNA of Manihot esculenta (cassava), 1338 nucleotides long. Its product is annotated as DNA-directed RNA polymerase II subunit 4. The transcript has 9 exons. Gene Ontology annotation, molecular function: nucleotide binding; translation initiation factor binding. NCBI's taxonomy places the organism in Eukaryota, Viridiplantae, Streptophyta, Magnoliopsida, Malpighiales, Euphorbiaceae. Bases 653 to 1069 code for a protein of 138 amino acids. Gene Ontology annotation, cellular component: P-body; RNA polymerase II, core complex. Gene Ontology annotation, biological process: nuclear-transcribed mRNA catabolic process, deadenylation-dependent decay; transcription initiation at RNA polymerase II promoter; positive regulation of translational initiation. The record is from RefSeq and is a predicted model, not a curated record.